This is a messenger RNA of Drosophila serrata, 342 nucleotides long. RefSeq lists its product as uncharacterized. The record is from RefSeq and is a predicted model, not a curated record. NCBI's taxonomy places the organism in Eukaryota, Metazoa, Arthropoda, Insecta, Diptera, Drosophilidae.
AUGUUGUUCCUGGCGCCGCGCAAACAUUUGUUUGCGAGCAACUUGAUCAUUUUGCUAAUGAUCUAUGUGAUGCGCAAGUGCCUGCAGCUCUUCUGCAUCAUCGAGAAUCGUGGCGUUAACCCGGAGGAGGAGAACGAGAAUAAGGAGCCACGUGAGGUGGUCAAGGAGCGUCGUCGCCGCGGUGGCUUCAAGAUCAUCCCCGAUGCCAUGCACCAGAGCAUGCACGGUUUUGGGUACGGCGAAGGUCACUACCAGAUCUUUGUGGAGAAGAAGGAGCGCAAUUUGCCCACCAAAUCUCGCCUCAACGCGGCCACAGCCGAAGUCAAGCUGAAUCCCAAUUAG